Zychaea mexicana is the source of this 2724-nucleotide messenger RNA. RefSeq names its product plasma-membrane proton-efflux P-type ATPase. Gene Ontology annotation, molecular function: ATP hydrolysis activity; P-type proton-exporting transporter activity; ATP binding. Lineage: Eukaryota; Fungi; Mucoromycota; Mucoromycetes; Mucorales; Lichtheimiaceae. The transcript is spliced from 7 exons. Gene Ontology annotation, cellular component: plasma membrane. Gene Ontology annotation, biological process: regulation of intracellular pH; proton export across plasma membrane. The coding region runs from base 1 to 2724 and encodes 907 amino acids. The record is from RefSeq and is a predicted model, not a curated record.
AUGCCCCCGGAAAUCACGCCCAACAAGGGCAAUGUUGUUCUCGAAGACUAUGAAGAAGCGACACCCUUGACGACUCCACCGGGAGAACAGCAAGAACAAUUCAACGACGAGAUUCCUGCACAUCUCGAACCAUACCUGCAAACCCCGCCAACGCAAGGUCUAUCUGAAGACCAGGUGGCCGAUCGACAAGAACGGUUCGGACGCAAUGAGUUUAAAGAAAAGAAGCGAAACAAACUGCUCCACUUUCUUUCUUUCUUUACAGGACCGAUAUCCUAUCUUAUGGAAGUAUCCGUGAUCCUCACUGCUGUCACUCAGGAUUGGGUCGAUUUUGGAAUCAUCCUGGGUUUGUUGAUUGCAAAUGCUGUGAUCGGUUAUAUCGAAGAAGCCCGUGCAGACUCUGCGGUAGAAGCAUUAAAGAGUUCGUUGGCCCUGACAUCCCGGUGCUACCGAUCCGGAAGACUCAUUGAGGUCAAUUCAUCCGAGCUUGUGGUGGGAGAUAUUCUUGCACUACGUCUUGGCGAUAUCGUACCUGCCGAUGCCCGAUUGCUUGGAUUAGACAGUACAGGCGCACCCGCUCAAACGGACCUGAAUGUGGAUCAAAGUGCACUCACGGGCGAAUCCUUGCCGGUCAAGAAACGGCAGGGGGAUCUGGUGUAUUCGUCCUCCGUGAUCAAGCAAGGGCAGCAGCUGGCUAUCGUUGUGCGCACGGGUCCAGACACGUUUAUCGGCAGAGCGGCCAAUCUGAUCAAUGUCGCUACGGCACCUGGCCAUUUCCAAAAGGUCAUCAACUAUAUCGGCAAUUUCUUGAUCAUCAUUACGUUGGUGCUUGUUUGCGUCUUGUUUAUUUAUGAUCUUGUCGAGUUGCGGAUUCUGAACGGAUCAGUAUCUGGUGCGGAUGUUCUAGAUACUCUUAAGGAAUGUGUUGUGAUUACUAUUGCAGCUAUUCCCGUAGGCUUACCCACAGUCAUGUCAGUGACUAUGGCAGUGGGUGCGAAAGAGUUGGCUAAACGUCAAGUCAUUAUUAAACGACUUACGGCAGUGGAAGAACUGUCUGCAGUAUCGAUUCUUUGCACUGACAAAACAGGCACACUUACUUUAAACGAACUGACAUUCGACGAGCCCUACGUCUCACAAGGAUACAGUAAAGACGACGUGCUUCUGUAUGCUUAUCUUGCUUCCGAAUCCAAUGCACAAGACCCGAUCGAGAUAGCCAUACGAUCUGCAGCAGAAAAACUUCAUCCAAAUGUGGACAGCGUUCAAGGUGUAUUAGGUUACACAGCAUCGGAAUUCAACCCUUUCAAUCCUGUCGACAAGAUGUCCUUUGCCACCGUUCAAGAACUCGGCACACGUGAGACCUACAAAGUAGCCAAAGGUGCCCCACAAGUGAUCAUGGAAUUGUUGAACAGAGGAGGCGAUGCUCAAGCAGAAGAGGCUGUCAAUGCAUUCGCACAUCGUGGAUUGCGAUCGCUUGGCGUGGCACGUACGCGAGAAGGUUCAGAUCGUUGGGAACUGGUGGGCCUUAUGACGCUGAUUGAUCCACCCAGACCUGAUUCGGCAUCGACCCUCAGCGAAUGUCAGCACUAUGGGUUGUCGGUCAAGAUGAUUACCGGUGAUCAAGCCACGAUUGCCCAAGAGGUGUCUGUGCGUCUAGGCAUGGGUACUUUGAUUCUGGAUGCAGAUCAUUUGGUCGAUCCAAGCAAGUCAGAUAACGAUGUCACCGAUGACUGUCUUCGAGCUGAUGGUUUUGCUCGAGUUAUACCUGAACAUAAAUACCGAGUAGUCGAGCUACUCCAGAACCGUGGCUAUUUUGUAGCUAUGACGGGUGAUGGUGUCAAUGAUGCCGCGGCUUUGAAAAAGGCCAAUGUGGGCAUCGCUGUCCAUGGUAGCACGGACGCAGCUCGAUCAGCUUCCGAUAUCGUACUACUUUCACCAGGUCUAUCACCGAUCAUUGAAGGCAUCAAGAUGUCCCGCAUCAUCUUCCAGCGGUUACGAUCCUACGCGCUCUACCGUAUCACAUCCACUAUCCACUUCCUACUUUUCAUUUUCAUCGUCACAAUUGCCGAAGAUUGGCAGAUGCCACCUAUUCUGCUGAUUCUGGUAUCCGUUCUCAACGACGCUGCGACACUUAUCAUGGCUCUCGACAAUGUACAAAUCUCUCCACUUCCCGAAUUCUGGCGACUGGGUCGACUCGUGUUUUUGUCUUGCAUGCUCGCGAUCUUUUUAUCCCUCUUUUCCUUUGCCCAUUUCUAUAUAUUUAGAGAUGUGCUGGACGUUACUGCACCCGAACUAUCGACCAUCAUGUACCUCCAUAUCUCAUCUGCUCCACAUUUUGUCAUUUUCUCAACACGUCUCGAGACAUUUUGUUGGCGCAACAUUCCAGCAUGGCCAUUUACGGUCGUUGUACUUGGCACACAAGUAAUUGCUUUGAUUUUGUCUGUGUACGGCUUUUUCGGUUACGACGAAAACAUUGGUAGUAUCGGCUGGCCCCGAGGAAUGAUUAUUUUGGCUAUUUCGUUGGUGACGUUCUUGCUGUUGGAUAUUGUCAAAGUAUUGAUGAUCUUUGUGUGGGACAAUGGUGGUGGCGGCCCUAGCAUACUGCCAUGGCGCAAACACAAGCUUGGUAGCCGAGCCAAAGAAUUCCAAAAGCGACAUGAACUCCAUUCUCGUGCAGGUUACGAUCGUGCUUUGAGGAGAGAAUCCGUAUCGUCUGUCCGGUCUUUUUAA